AUGGCUACAGCAACGGCGGCACACAUACGUUUCGAGAGUUUCGAUCCGGAAAAGGAGGAAUGGACGUAUUACAUACAGCGUUUCGAGGUAGAAUUAACAUUACACGGGCUCAACACAGCCAGCAAAGCAGAAGAAAAAAGAAACCAGUUCCUGGCUAAGGUAGGAUCGAUCUCAUUUAAGAUUUUAGUGGAUCAUUUUAAACCGAACAGCGUCGUGUCGAAAUCUUAUGACGAGUUAAAAGCGGUUUUAGACAAACAUUACAAACGUCAAACAUAUGUUCUUUCGGAACGGGUAGCAUUUUCUAUGCGCUGCAGGCAAGAAAACGAAUCGGUAACACAGUUUUUGUCAGUUUUACGAGGUUUGGCGGGAAGUUGCGAAUUCGGAGAAAACCUUAACGAGCGCCUACGUGACCAGCUUGUAAUCGGCAUUAACCAACCUGCAUGGCAGCAAGAAAUAAUCUUAAAAUACACGACAAACGCAGCAAAGUUGUCCGAGGUGGAAACCUAUGCAAUACAACUUGAGCAAGCAAGUAUCCACGGGCGGAAAUUAUCCGAAAUGACGCUUUUUAAACAUCCUGAAUCGGCAACAGCAUUUCGGGUUAAACAAGUAGAAAGUCGUUCUUUUCCUAAACCUAGUACUAGUAAGGAUGAGAAUAGGGUCGUGUUACGGUUGGACAUAGAAAAACAUUGCAUAUUUUGCGGUUAUGACGUGCAUAAAAACACGGCGACGUGCGCGGCUAGGGACAAGACUUGUGCGGCGUGCAGUAAGCGGGGACAUUUUGCGCGUGCGUGUAUUUCGUCGGGUCGAGCAAAGCUGAUAAACAAACAGCGAAGCGGCGGUGUUCGGCACGUUCGCGUUCAGGACAGAGACAGACGACAGUCAAACGAGAGUAGUGACGAAGAACAUUUUAGCGCGGAUUCGAAUAUUUCGGCAAUUCGCGCGGUACGCGGAAAAAAAGCGUUCCUCGAUGUAAAGGCGGGUUUAGGCUCGGGCGGAGCAAUCAGUAGCUGGAAGAAGUAUCUGGGAGAAGUUGGGAAAGCCGAAACUCCGACUCCGACGCUCGACCUGGUGGUUUAUUCACAUUUACCUAUUGACACGUUGGGUACAGCGCACGUACGCGUAGCAGCAUUUGGAACAAUUCAAACUUUGCCUUUGACUUUCGUAAACAGUAAUGAUGUUCCGCUUUUUGGGUUUGAUUGGUGUCUAGCGUUUGGGCUUCCCCUACCUCCUGGAGCGCGCGUCUGUUCAGUAAAGGGGGGGGAGCGCGAGGAAUGGCUAGGGCCAUCAGGACACACGGAGCACCCGGAGCAAUUGCAGCUUGAGCGGCUUCUGUCCCAGUAUGGGGGACUUUUCGAAAACAGAAUAGGCACUAUUAGGGGACCGUCAGCACGGAUACACAUUUCUGAGGAUGUGCGUCCAAAAGCAUUCAGAGCGAGGCCCGUACCCAUUGCGCUGCGGGAACAGGUAAACGCAGAGAUCGAGAGGCUGGUAAAUGAGGGAGUUUUAGAGUUGGUUGACACCACAAUAACUUCGAUUAGCUGGGCCUCACCUAUUGUAGUGGUUGUGAAGUCAAAUGGCGCCGUGCGCCUUUGCGGAGAUUUUAACGUGACGAUCAAUCCCUACGUACAAGUUGACGACUAUCCGCUACCUACUUUCGAAGAGAUAACCGCUAAACUUUGCGGGGGUCGUAAAUUUUCGAAAAUUGAUUUGAAGGACGCAUACCUACAACUCCAGGUGCACCCUGACUCCAGAAAAUACCUUGUGGUCGCUACUCACAAAGGGUAUUACGCUUACAAGAAGUUGCCGUUUGGAGUAUCGUUUGCACCUGCGCUUUUCCAACGCACAAUGGACCAACUGCUCUCUGGGAUUGAGGGAGUUGUCUGCUAUUUGGACGACAUUCUGGUAACCGCACCUACACCAGAACUACAUCUUCAACGUCUGAAACAAGUAUUAGAGCGCUUAGAGGCAGUCGGCAUCAAGACAGAGCGUCGAAAGUGCGCAUGGUUCCAGAGCAGUAUCACAUAUCUAGGGCAUGUGAUUGAUCGUUUUGGCAUACAUCCGAUAGCCGACAAGAUUGAAGCAAUACAAGGGAUGCCAGCCCCGCAAAAUACCACAGAGUUAAGAUCAUUUUUGGGAUCCAUCACAUACUAUGGUCGUUUUAUACCAAACUUACAUGCGGAGUGUGCACUACUACACCGGCUAUUAAGGAAAAACGUAAGAUGGGAUUGGACUGAAGAGGACAACAAGGUUUUUUUACGUUUAAAGACGAUUUUGUGUUCAAACGACACCUUGGUGCAUUAUGAUCCAAAGCUCCCUAUCUAUGUCUGCACCGAUGCCUCUAACAGAGGCGCGGGGGCGGUGCUUUCACACAAAUUCACAGAUGGAACCUUACGCCCUAUCGCGUACGCAUCACGCACGUGGACGGACACGGAAGGGCGUUACAGCACCAUUGACAAAGAAGCCCUGGCCAUUAUUUUCGCAGUGUCUAAAUUCAACAGUUACCUCUAUGGCCGCCAUUUUUUCCUGGUAACGGACCACAAGCCGUUGCAAUACAUUUUUAGUGAAAACCGGACCACACCGAAGAUUGCUAGCAAUCGGCUACUCCGUUGGGCCACGAUCCUGAAUAGCUACAACUACACUAUACAGUACCAGUGUGGCAAAGAAAACGCACCUGCAGACGCCCUGUCGCGUUUACCGAUAGCCAUGACAUCGCGGUCCGCUGAGGAAGAGGCAGGAGAGCCUAAAAGAAGUCAGCUUCUACAUCUCAGACUUCAUCAUUUGUGCGUGACCAGAAAGACUUUAAAAAGCGGCACCUCGGCUGAUCCCGUGCUGAGAAAAGUUUGCGACUACACAAGCGGCAGAUGGCCGGAGAAGAAACAUUUGGCAGCGGAAUUGAUUCCAUACUUCGAGAAGCGGGAGGAGCUAUCUGUGGAAGAGGGGAUUCUUUUGUGGAAGGGUCGUAUUUGCGUGCCGGCCGGCCUCCAAUUGGAAAUCUUAAAAAUGCUACACGACGGUCACCCGGGCGUCAGUGUUAUGCAGUCCCUGGCACGCCUGCAUGUUUAUUGGCCCAGGAUCGAUACUGCGAUAGAAGACUUUGUGCGAAAAUGCUAUCCAUGCCAACGAGCGAAAAGAAAUGAACAAUACUUACCUCUGUUUCCGUGGGCACCACCGGCGGAAGCCUGGAGUCGCGUACACAUCGAUUUUGCCGGGCCGUUCCAAAACAAGUGGUGGCUCAUUGUAGUCGACGCCUACAGCAGGUGGUUGGAGGUUGUUCCUAUGUCGACCACUACCUCCGAGCGUACAAUCACAGCACUUAUGGAAGUUUUUAGUCGGUUGGGGCUCCCUAAGUUCAUCGUUUCAGAUAACGGACCUCAAUUUGUUUCCAACGAAUUUGAAACUUAUUGCGCACAGAGUGGGAUCACACAUAUUAGGGUCACACCCUACCAUCCGAAGUCAAACGGGUUAGCCGAACGCAUGGUAAAAACGUUUAAAGAGAAGAUGUCAGUCAUGGAAGAGCCAAACCCACAGCGCCGUUUAUCACGUUUUCUUUUUAUGUACCGGAACACUAACCAGCGCUCCACUAAUCGGACACCGGCCGAAUUAAUGUUUGGUCGCCUUCUACGCUCUCCUUUUGAUCAACUGAAGCCUGACGUCACCAGAAACAUAGAAAAGGAACAACUUCACCAGGCCCGACUUCACGACAGAAGGACAAGAUUUUACGAGUUUGAUGCGGGCGACCCUGUUUGGAUCAACAACCCUACUACAAAAGGAUCCAGUCCGGGGGUCAUUACAAAGAGGACGGCGCCGUAUUCGUACGUUGUUGAUUCGGAGGGAGUAAUGAAGAGGAAACACGCAGACCAGUUACGUUGUCGUAUUGAGAGAACGGAUUUUAGUGACUUGGACGUACCGGGUGCGAUCGUCGACCAUGAGGCUGCCCCAGUCUCGCCCCAGGCGCUACUGGAGCACGAACAAAACAGUCAGCAAACAUUGGCGCUGCCGGUAGUUCUACUGCCGGAACAGAGGGAGGGAACACCACUAAAAUGUGAGUCGCCGAGGGUGGUUGGAUCGCCGGUUGGGAGUUUCCAUGAAGAGGGGUCGACGCAUGUUCCGACAUCCACUGUUGGGCAUCCCAAAAAAAGGGAAGAUUCACCGGUCGUGCGUAGAAACCCGCCUAGGACCCGAGUUCUUCCGGCACGAUAUCAAGACUAA
Messenger RNA from Photinus pyralis (common eastern firefly), 4209 nucleotides. RefSeq lists its product as uncharacterized. Gene Ontology annotation, biological process: DNA integration. The record is from RefSeq and is a predicted model, not a curated record. Lineage: Eukaryota; Metazoa; Arthropoda; Insecta; Coleoptera; Lampyridae. The transcript has 2 exons. Bases 1 to 4209 code for a protein of 1402 amino acids. Gene Ontology annotation, molecular function: nucleic acid binding.